Macrosteles quadrilineatus (aster leafhopper) is the source of this 3084-nucleotide messenger RNA. RefSeq lists its product as uncharacterized. Gene Ontology annotation, molecular function: zinc ion binding; nucleic acid binding. The record is from RefSeq and is a predicted model, not a curated record. The transcript has a single exon. Lineage: Eukaryota; Metazoa; Arthropoda; Insecta; Hemiptera; Cicadellidae. The coding region runs from base 1 to 3084 and encodes 1027 amino acids.
AUGGCGAGUAUUAGUGUUGGCAGGAUUUCUGAAUUUAAUCCAAGUGAGGAGGACAUUGUGCCCUAUUUGUUGCGCCUGAAACAUUUUUUCAAAGCGAACAAUGUCAAGAAGGAGAACGAGGUGUCGGUUUUAAUUACAGUUAUUGGUCCCAGGGUUUUAUCGGUCCUAUCCGAUUUAUUAUCACCGGUAGAGGUAGAUUCUAAGACCUAUGAUGAACUUGCAGCGUUGUUGAAAUUACAUUAUGCGCCCAAGAAGUUGGUUGUGGCGGAGCGAUAUGUAUUCUACUCUCGUGUGCAAAAGCCGGGCGAAAGCAUAGCGGAGUUUGUGGUUUCAAUAAAACAUUUAGCUAGUUCGUGCAAAUUUGGUACCUUUUUGAAAGACGCUUUGAGGGACAAAGUGAUUUCCGGCAUUUCUAAUGAAACUAUCCGGCAGAAAUUGUUGUCGGAGGAAUUGGACUUUGACGAAGCUUAUGCGUCAGCGCUCAGGCUGGAACAGGCCGAAUCGCAGUCAAGCCUAUUUGUGCAACCUCGUGGGGACAUUGCGAAAAUCAAUGUGAAAAGUCAAAAUAGGCCUAAAACUUUCGUGAAUAGGAGUAGUGAAAAUCAAAAUUCUAGAAACUCUUGUUGGAGGUGUGGUUCUGCUGGUCAUUGGCCUAGUGCGUGUGCGUUCGCCAGUUACAAGUGUCACGGUUGUCAGAGAGUAGGUCAUCUCAAGAAAGUGUGUAAAGCCAAGAAAUCUUCUAGUUUCCAUGGUAAAAAGUCGACACCUAGGAUGGGGGUCCAUCAAGUGGAGGAAGAGGUAGGCCUAGGCCUAGAAGUUCCAAUGGCAGAGAUAGGUCUGUACAACCUUAAAUCAGGAUCAGACAACGGCUAUAAGGUAGGCCUAGUGGCUAAUGAUGUAUAUUUAGAAAUGAUUCUAGAUACAGGCAGUGCCUUGACUAUAUGUCCUUCUGAGAUAUUUUAUGAAAAAUUUUCUAACCUCAAACUUAGGCCAGCAAAUGUGAAACUUACUACUUAUUCAGGUCAUGAUGUACCUGUUCUGGGACAAGUGAAUGUCAAUGUUAAAUAUAAUAAUCAGCAGGCGAGUUUGCCUUUGACAGUAGUUAGUUUAGAAAGUAAGAGUCAGCCGAUUCUGUUGGGCCGAAACUGGUUAGGCCAGUUGAGGUUAGAUUGGCAAAAUGUGUUUUCAUGUAAAGCCACUGUGGAUCACAGUUCUGAUUUGGACAUUGCUAAAUUGAAGAGUAAAUUUAAGUCAGUUUUUCAGCCUGGAACGGGCGAAAUUAAGGGUGUUAAGGCUCAUAUUGUCUUAAAGGAGGGGACAGUCCCUAAGUUUUGUAAGGCGAGACCAGUGCCUUUUGCGUUAAGGGAGAAAGUUGAGAGUGAGUUGGACCGAAUGGUUCAAGAGGAUGUUGCGUACAGAGUUACUAAUUCACAGUGGAGCACUCCACUUGUGGUUGUCCCUAAGCCUAAUGGUGUUAGGCUUUGUGCCGAUUAUAAGAUUACUCUUAAUCAGUGUAUUGAAAUGGAACAUUAUCCGCUUCCUCAGGCUCAGGAUAUUUUUGCAACUCUAGGCGGUUGCUCAGUUUUUAGCUGCCUUGAUCUUUCAAAUGCGUAUCAGCAAUUGGCGGUAGCGGAUGAAUCGCAACAUCUGUUGACCCUAGCUACCCAUAAGGGUCUGUAUCGUUUAAAAAGGCUACCAUAUGGUUUGUCUUCAGCUCCUGCAAUUUUUCAGUCAGCCAUCGACCAAAUUUUAACAGGUCUUCCAGGAACGGUGGCGUACUUAGAUGACGUCUUAGUGGCGGCUCGCUCUAAGGAAGAGGGGCUUGCCCGUCUGGCGCAGGUGCUGCAACGCCUUGAUGAGUUUGGUGUUCGAGUAAACCAACAAAAGUGUAAGUUUUUGCAAUCUUCAAUAGAGUAUUUAGGACAUGUGAUUACUCGAGAUGGUCUCCGUCCACAAGAAAGUUUGUUAACUGCGCUGCGUAAAGCGCCUGAGCCUAGUACUAAGGAAGAGUUACGAGCCUAUAUUGGUCUAAUAAAUUAUUAUCAUGCAUUUAUACCUAACCUGUCUGCUAGAAUAAGCUGUUUUUAUGACUUAUUACAUAAGGAUCAUCCAUGGGUGUGGUCGCAGGUGUGUUCUAAAACUUUUCAGGAGAGUAAAUCAUGGGUGUUGGACUCAAGUUUGUUAGUUCACUAUGAUGUGAAAAAGCCCAUAGUUCUGACGUGUGAUGCGAGUCCCAGAGGGGUGGCUGCUGUUCUAUCUCAUCUUAUCGAUGGGCAGGAAAGGCCAAUUGCCUUCGCAUCGAAAACGCUAAGUUCCAGUGAACGGAAUUAUUCCCAGUUACAUCGGGAGGCUCUGGCUUUGAUCUUUGGAGUCAAAAAGUUUCAUAAGUAUAUAUAUGGACGACACUGUAUUCUACAGACUGAUCAUCAGCCGUUGACGGCUAUUUUUGGCUCUAAAAAGGGCGUUCCUAGUAUGGCGGCAGCUAGGCUGCAGAGAUGGGCCUUGAUUCUAUCAGCAUAUGAUUUGGAGGUUAGGUACCGGAAGGGAGUGGAUGUCCCUCACGCUGAUGCGUUGUCUAGGUUACCCUUAGCAGAAGCGGAACCUAUAGAGCUGGAUGCUAAUUUUGUUUCACAUGUAGAUAUGUGUACAGAAGUGAUGAACAAUUUCUGUGUUGUCAAGGACAUUGCACCUAUUACUGCCUUGCAUAUAGGUAAAAUGACGGAUAAGGAUCCGAUUCUUUCGAAGGUCCGAGAUUUUGUGAUGUACGGCUGGACGAGCUCGGUUGAGCCGGAACUAGCUAUUUUUCUAAGGAAGAAGGACGAGUUGUCCGUGGAACAAGGUUGUUUGCUGUGGGGUUCUCGUGUAGUGAUUCCAAAGAAACUGUAUUCAUCUGUGCUUCAAAUGUUGCAUGAUCAACACCCGGGAGUUACACGCAUGAAGAUGCUGGCGAGAAGUUAUGUCUGGUGGCCAGGCAUGGAGAAGUCGAUUGAAGACGUGGUGGCCUCUUGUUCUGCGUGUCAGUUAACUAGGAAUUCGAUACCUAAAGUACCGUUGCAGCAAUGGCCUACAACAUCAACCCGAUGA